AUGAACAAGUCCUUCCUGAAAUUCAAUGAAGCCGCACUCAAGUCAGGGCUCCUUCAGUUCAAUCCGAUAUUGGCUCAACAGCUGAAGUCAGUGACCGAAUCCUUCGUUUCUCUAGCCAAGUCGGCUGCAGAGGGACAAGCCGAGGAAGAAGAAGUGGACGAGUCUAUCGAGACUAAUUUAGUACGCAAUCAUGAAGUCCAGUCCGCACCACCUCAACGCUUGGACGUCGGUUGGGGUUAUUCGACUACUCUUAACCAAUCAUCCACUCAACAUACCUCUCCUUCACCGCCUGAAGAAUCGCAAGCACAGAGCCAAAGGGACUUGCCUUUGUUACCAAAUUUCAAUGCAGAGCAAGCGAAGCAAGGCGGCCUUGUGCAAUAUAGGAGACCGCAGAUCCCGGACCUCUUUACGCAAGGCGCUUCAUGGGCACAAGCCUCCCUUGAUGAACGACCAAGCGAGCAGCCACUGCCAUUCGGACUACUUGAAAUUUUAAGUCAACAAGAGUUCAAGCCACCGAAUCCCCAGAAUCCGAACAUUUUCUCUGUCAGCAUCCCCACACCGCGGGCAACGCCUCCAAUGCCUCGCAUCCCAUCACCCACAUACGGCAGUCUCACAACUAGAACUCCGAAACCUAUGUGGACAUACAGCCACGAUGAGACGACGUUCGCGAGAAGAUUGACCCGGGCUUCACUAGAGACAGGGUUUCACUUGCUGGGCUCAGCUAGUCAACGGCCUGCUGCGCUCGAAUACAUCUUCAGGCUCUCGUUGCCAUACAUGACACUGAAUGAGCUUCGAGAGAGAUUUAAGGAGCUUUUAGCUCGGGGCACCGACGAAGAGCUCGACUUCUGGUCAACGCCAUUCAUUCAUCUGGGAGGCGCUGGUACUCACUACCCACGGAAGGACGCGCAUGGAAACAUCAUCAAAGCCCCCAAUACAUGGAAUGUCCGCCGCAUUGGCCCUCUUGAUAAGAAGAUGAUACGGGCGGAGAAUUGCGAUGACCCAAGCCAGAGCCACGACCUCAAUAUCGACCUGACUGGCUUUGAGGGUGAGUGGUUCGACUCGAACGACGUCGAAGGGUAUUUGCAACAGGAAAAAGGCGUGCGGAUCGACCCUAAGAGCUCUUUCGUAGACGCAUUCGUUGAUGACGAUGAGCAUCAUGGUGACGACUACUUUACUUUCAGCGCAGGGACAAACAAUUCAUCACCUCGCCGCUUAUCAAACGACAGUACACCGACUUUUGGCAGCAGUUCUUCACGCGCGCAGUCUCAAUCUUCCCUCCACACACCUCCGAACGUCCAAAGUGCCACUAGUGCCAAUGUCAACCACUUAUUCGCUCCGUCAGACAUACCCUUCGGAUUGGACAUGAGUAUGCCGUCGGAUUUCGCAAGGCUGCCCUCCGUCGAUGCAUCCGCGUUCUUCGACCAGCCCCUCGGCUUAGACCUGGCGCCAGGUUUCGACGUGGGCCUCAACAACGGAUCUAUGCAGCCUCUGAACUUCCCUGACCAGCCGCGCGGCUCGAACAUGGACAUGUCUUUUCAAGGGCUGGAAACGAUGCCGGUUGUUAGACAGAAGCGGAAGAAGAACGUGCUUAUCGAUGUUACCAAGCUGGUCGACGAGCUUGUCAAACAUGGUGUUUGUUUGGGACGUGCACCGGGUUUCAGGAGGAAGGAUGUUGAUAUGGCAUUCCAGGCAUCAUUGAUCACUACGUACUAG
Messenger RNA from Paraphaeosphaeria sporulosa, 1713 nucleotides. RefSeq lists its product as uncharacterized. The coding region runs from base 1 to 1713 and encodes 570 amino acids. The transcript has 2 exons. Lineage: Eukaryota; Fungi; Ascomycota; Dothideomycetes; Pleosporales; Didymosphaeriaceae. The record is from RefSeq and is a predicted model, not a curated record.